This is a messenger RNA of Oppia nitens, 1569 nucleotides long. RefSeq lists its product as uncharacterized. The transcript has 2 exons. The record is from RefSeq and is a predicted model, not a curated record. The coding region runs from base 89 to 1462 and encodes 457 amino acids. NCBI's taxonomy places the organism in Eukaryota, Metazoa, Arthropoda, Arachnida, Sarcoptiformes, Oppiidae.
ACAAUUGAUUGCAACAAAAAAAUCAAAUCAAAUUCUUAAAGUCUAUUAGUAGAAGAUAUUAGUGAAGUGAAGAUCACUGAAGAAGACAAUGACCACAACAACAGCAACAAUGAUGACACCGAAGGACUCGUUUGAUCGCUUCGGCGAUGAUUUGUGUCAACUAUUGCUUCAAUAUUUGCCGAUUGAAGUCAAACUAAGACUGGAAUCGGUGUCCAAACAGUGGAAGUCAUUGAUAUUCACAACUGAAACACAUCUGGUAUUUGAUGACAGACUAUUGGAAACAUUGUCUUUGAUAUCGUUGACUGAAAACAAGAAAACUACUAAUUAUUUCAAAACAAUUGUCAAAAAGUGUCCAAACAUUACAACAGUUACUAUAAGUUAUAUCUAUUUACCGGACAAUUACUUAGAGUUAAUGAUUAGAUACUGUAACCGAUUGACACACUUAUCACUUGAUAAUGUAUAUAAUAAUAAUUGGCUAAAUAGUGGUGACCUAUUUGAACGAUUUUGUUGCCGAUUUGGCCAACAGUUGCUGACAUUCAAGUAUGAAAAAUAUCACAUAAAUGACAUACCUAUCAAUAGACAAUUGUUUUUCAGACACAUCCAGAAUUUAGCAAACUUGAAGACACUUAACAUUAAGAGUAUUAUCGGAAGUGAUAUCCUAUUUGCCGACAUAUUCAGUGGUCAUCCCACAAGUUAUUAUACAUUUCCUAAAACAUUGCAAUCGCUGUCACUUAAACUCUAUCCCAAUUCAAUGCCAGUGUUUGUCAAGUUUGCUAAAACUAGUUGCCAACUGAUGACAUCCAUGGAUAUAGAUAUUGAUUAUAAUAAUAAUAAUGAAGAUAUUAAUUGGUCAUUGAUUAGUACAGGUUUGUCACAAAUGCCGCAAUUAAGACAACUGGCGAUUGAUUUCGGAACAAAUCAUAUUAAAAGCCAUAUUAUUGAUGAACUGUUGAUCACAAUUCGCCACAACUGUCCGCAACUGAAAUCAUUAUCACUAAAAGUGUUCAAAAUUCCAGUUAAACCCAUAAUUGUCUCAAUCAACAAACAUUUGUCUAAACAAUUGAGACGAUUAUCACUGGAUAUUACUGAUUCACUGACCACUGAUUCAAUACUGACCAGCGAUUUGUUAAAGCGAUUGAACAGAUUAACACAUUUGACUUUACACUUAUAUGAGCGGCACUUAAUCGGUGACCAGUUUUUUCUGGACAUUCAUCGCAAUCUUCCGCGACUACAAUAUAUAAACUGUGACAAAAUGUCCAUCACUGAGAAGUCGAUCCAAGCUAUGGGACAGUUGGCACACCUGAUGACUGUAUAUCUUACGGACAGUAAAAACAGACUGAUAACUAGUAAAUCAUUUAUUUCCAAUCAUUUAGUGAUCGAUACUAAUGUUAAUAAUUUGUUUAUUAAAUACUUGGAUUCAAUGGGAAAACAAUUAUUUAUUCGCGGCAUUAACUGUCUGUAAGCGCAAAUAGCCUCAGGGGUUAUAAAUAUAUGUGAAACUAUGGGUCAUAUAUAUGCCACAUAUAUACAUGUAUACUGUAUAAAUUUUAUAAUAUAAAAUAUAAUAUA